This is a messenger RNA of Syngnathus acus (greater pipefish), 1476 nucleotides long. Its product is annotated as cell wall protein DAN4-like. The transcript is spliced from 6 exons. Lineage: Eukaryota; Metazoa; Chordata; Actinopteri; Syngnathiformes; Syngnathidae. Bases 35 to 1117 code for a protein of 360 amino acids. The record is from RefSeq and is a predicted model, not a curated record.
ACUGGCCGCCACAGCCAAAAACGUAAAUACAACCAUGUCCCUGACGCCUGAAACAGUGACGGGAAUACCUGCGAUUUCCAGAACUCAUACAAUGCCAAGGAGUACACCUGCAACAACACAGACCAACGUGAUCAUCACAACCUUCAACCAAACCAGAUCCACAAGUCCUGAUGGAGCAUCCCAAAGUCCAGCAACAUCUACAGCAACAAUGGUGCAGACCACCACACAAUCCUCAACCGCAGAAAACAGACCCCUGACUACAGCCACUCCAGACACGAGCCUGUCCACACUUGGAAAAAGCACGAGCAUGGCCACGUCCAGCAACAUCUACAGCAACGACGGUGCCAAGCACCGUGCAAUCCUCAACCGUGGAAAACAGACCCUUGACUACACCUACUCCAGACACGAGCCUGUCCACACUUGGAAGAAGCACAAGCGUGACCACGGCAAAUCAAAACGCAACCAAAUCCUCAACCAGUCCAGCAACAUCUACAGCAACAAUGGUGCCGACCACCACACGAUCCUCAACCGCAGCAAACAGACCCCUGACUACAGCCACCCCAGACACGAGCCUGUCCACACUUGGAAAAAGCACAAGCUUGACCACGGCAACUCAAAACGCAACCAAAUCCUCAACCAGCCCAAUCCCGAACACUGCAAUGGCCUCCACAGCCCAAAACACAUGAGCCUGUCCACUCUUGGUAGAAGCACAAGCGUGACCACGGCAACUCAAACCACAACCAAAUCCACAACCAGCGCAAUCCCGAGCGCUGCAAUGACAACGGCAAGCACGGCAAUGGUUGCCACACCCCAAAACACGUAUACAACCAUUUCCCAAACUUCCGAAACACUGCCAAGCACACCUGUGGUUACUGCGAGUCCAGACCCUCAAAACACAACCAUGUCCAGAACCAACACAACAACCGCAUUUACUAAAACCGUGACUCUGCAAGCCGGGCCUCGGUUUCUGGCCCAUAUGAAGAUGAAGUUAAAAGUGGUUGAUGGGAUUAGCAAUGAUGACAUCAUUGAAUUUAUUGAAGCGCUUUUCAGAGAGCAGCUUCUGAGGGGAGCAUCUUACACCAUCAACGUCACUCAAUUUCAAAAAAGGGCCCAUUAAAGCUUUGCUACUACUGCUGGAUUGAUAGUCAAGAAUCCAUACAAGUUAUGGCAAAACAAAGCAUAAUGAUUAUUUGCGCGGGUCUGUGUGAAUAAAAUUGUUAGGGUUGAGAAAUUAUUUUGAUUGUAUGAUUAUGUUGGAAUGUUGACUAGAAUAAUUAACUUUGUUAAAACCUUCCACCUUACCUUGACUCGUUGAAACUUUCCACAUUCCCUGCAGUUGUUGAAACUUUCCAAAUGAUGUGGAAACAUUCUUGCUUAACCAGUUUGCAGAUCUAACUCCCAAAACAUGUUCACUCUCACCCCCACCCUGCUUUCUCUCAAUAAAUAGUCUCUUGCAAGAGGCAAAAGUUAGACUGC